Suncus etruscus (white-toothed pygmy shrew) is the source of this 1469-nucleotide messenger RNA. RefSeq names its product 1-acylglycerol-3-phosphate O-acyltransferase 4 (gene AGPAT4). Gene Ontology annotation, molecular function: 1-acylglycerol-3-phosphate O-acyltransferase activity. The coding region runs from base 111 to 1256 and encodes 381 amino acids. Lineage: Eukaryota; Metazoa; Chordata; Mammalia; Eulipotyphla; Soricidae. Gene Ontology annotation, cellular component: endomembrane system; mitochondrial outer membrane. The transcript has 9 exons. The record is from RefSeq and is a predicted model, not a curated record.
CCCACCCUGCCCGCGCCCGCCGAUCCCCGCCCCGAGGUCCCUCCCCAGCCCACGCGUGCCCAGGGGCCGGCCGGGAAGCAGACGCUCCUGCGGUUCACCUGCUCCCCGCCAUGGGCCUCGCUGCGCUGCUCAGGUCGCAGUUCCUGUGCCAUCUUGUCUUCUGCUACAUCUGCGCAGUCUUCAUCGUUUCGGGGCUUAUCGUCAACGUGCUACAGCUGUUCACGCUCCCGCUCUGGCCCUGGAAGAAGCAGCUGUUCCGUAGGAUCAACUCGCGCCUGUCCUACUGCGUCUCCAGCCAGCUGGUGAUGCUGCUAGAGUGGUGGUCAGGCACCGAGUGUGUUCUCCACGCGGACCCCCAGGACUCCUCCCUCUUUGGCAAGGAGAAUGUCAUCGUGGUGCUCAACCACAAGUACGAGAUCGACUUUCUGUGCAGCUGGGCUCUGGCCGACCGCUUUGGGAUGCUGGGGACUGCCAAAGUCAUGGCCAAGAAGGAGCUGGCCUAUGUGCCCAUCAUCGGCUGGAUGUGGCACUUCACCGAGAUGGUUUUCUGCACUCGGAAGUGGGAUCAGGACCGUAGUGCUGUCACGAACAGUCUGCUGCGCCUGCGUGACUACCCUGAGACUUUCUUUUUCCUGAUCCACUGCGAGGGGACGCGCUUCACGGAGCGGAAGCACCAGGCUAGCAUGCAGGUGGCCCGCGCCAAGGGGCUGCCCAGCCUCAAGCAUCACCUGCUGCCCCGCACUAAGGGCUUUGCUGUGACUGUGAAGAGCCUGAGGAACGUUGUUUCAGCUGUAUAUGACUGUACACUCAAUUUCAGAAAUGACCAGAGCCCCACGCUCCUGGGCGUCCUCAGUGGCAAGAAAUACCACGCGGACAUGUAUGUCAGGCGGAUCCCCCUAGAGGAAGUUCCGGAAGCAGAGGACGAGUGCUCGGCUUGGGUGCACAAGCUUUACCAGGAGAAGGACGCCAUCCAGGAGGAGUAUGCCCAGACAGGCACGUUCCCCGGGACGCCUCUGGUUCUCGCACGCCGACCCUGGGCACUGCUCAACUGGCUCUUCUGGGCCUGCCUGCUGCUCUGCCCCUUCGUCUACCUCCUGCUCAGCCUGGCCCGCAGUGGCUCUUCCCUCACGCUGGCCAGCUGUGUCCUUGUCUUCUUCAUGGUGUCCAUGGGUGUGCGAUGGAUGAUUGGGGUGACGGAGAUCGACAAGGGCUCGGCCUACGGUGACAUGGACAACAAGCAAGGACAUGGCGACUGAAGAGGGGAUUCCCCUGCUCCCCAGUGCCAGCAUGUAGCCCUGUGUGUGUAGGGGCACUGCAGGUGAAGACAGACUGGCCCGGGGGGUUAUCCAAGCCUCGACCCAACUCGACUCCAUCUAGAGACUUCCAGGGUGCAAGGGCAGAGGGAAUGAGCGUGUGCUCCCGACCCUUGGGCUGAGUUAUCAGUGCUUUGGAAAGACAAAAUGCCACCC